Messenger RNA from Bicyclus anynana (squinting bush brown), 3733 nucleotides. It is a transcript of the gene NGR-A35, whose product is annotated as neuropeptide FF receptor 1-like. The record is from RefSeq and is a predicted model, not a curated record. Bases 463 to 1683 code for a protein of 406 amino acids. Gene Ontology annotation, cellular component: membrane. Gene Ontology annotation, molecular function: neuropeptide Y receptor activity; peptide binding. Lineage: Eukaryota; Metazoa; Arthropoda; Insecta; Lepidoptera; Nymphalidae. The transcript is spliced from 9 exons. Gene Ontology annotation, biological process: G protein-coupled receptor signaling pathway.
UCCAAACCCGAUGGUCGUGGCGACGCGCGUUUCUUUCAGGCGGUAAAGUUACGACGAACAAAAAGUUACAUGGUACAUUUUAUAGUAUCAUCAUUUAGAAAAGUGCAAACAAGUUUUGAUUGUUAAUAAUAGAAAUACGUAUUUUCGUAAAAGUGCUGUGUAAAGUGGAAAGUGGUUUCCCAAAAAUUCUUGUACUGACGAGGUACAUUUUGUGAAUUAAAAAGCUAACAGUAUUAAAUUAUAAACCUUAUCAGUUCACUAAAAGUGAUGUGAAAGUAAUGAUUGAUUAAAAAAACAAAUGUGAACUCAGUGACACAAGAUUGAGUGAGAAGUGACUCAGUGAUUCAAAAGAGUGAUUGAAAAGUGACUCGGUGAUUUAAAAGAGUGAUUGAAGUGACUCAGUGAUUCAAAACGAUCAGUGAGAGGUGCAUCUUUCAAUGUUCAUACACAGAUGACGAUACGAUGCCUGUGAACGCGUCCGAUGUCCGGUGGAACGAGACGGAGCUGUGGGGGCCUCCCAUGGAGCUGGACGUGUUCUACAACCCGGACGUGGUCAUCAUAGUGUUGUAUGUGGCAGUGCUGGCCGCCUCGCUGUCCGCCAAUACGCUGCUCAUAUUCAUUGUCAUCAAGUUCCAGUAUAUGAGGAGUGUGACGAACAUUUUCCUGGUGAACCUGUCGGUGGCCGACCUGCUGGUGACGCUAUUCUGUAUGCCGGUGCAGAUCGCCAAGGCAGUCACACUGCUGUGGUACUUCGGAGAAGUCAUGUGCAAGACUGUCAACUUUUUACAAGGGGUGGCAGUAUCAUCCAGUGUGUUCACAAUAACAGCCAUGUCAGUGGACCGCUACCUGGCCAUCACGCAGUCUCUGCGCCAGCCCUGGAUGCCCUCAAGACGUGGAGCCUGCAGCCUGCUAGUGGCCUUGUGGCUCAUCUCAUUCGCCAUCUUCGCACCAUUGCUGGCAGUUGCUGCGGUGGAGAAGGAAAUGGUCCCAUCACUGUCGAGAACUAGAAAUGGUUCGGUGUACGUAGAAACAACAAUUGAAUUCUGCACAGAAAAAUGGCCCGAUACCAUAAGAAAAGAGUUAUUCGGCACUUUCAGUUUCAUACUCGUCUACGCAGUGCCUGGCUGCAUCGUGGUGGUGUCGUAUUCUUUGAUGGGAAGAAGACUGUGCUCAGUGCUGCCGCCCUUCGACCAAACGGAGGGCAGUGCCAACAGUCAACAGCGUCUGCGAUUAGUGCGAGAGAGAAAACGAGUAGCGUGGAUACUUCUCUUGCUGGCGGUUCUGUUUGCUCUCUGCUGGUUACCGUACAACAUCUUGCAGCUGUUGCUAGACGUGAAUGCUGUGGGAGAAGACUCUGUCGCCUUGGUUCUGCCGUAUACAUUGCUCUUAGGGCACACAAACUCAGCCAUCAACCCGAUCGUGUACUGCCUGAUGACGCGCAACUUCCGGCGCUCACUCCGCAAGUUGCUCUGCCACGACCCUGGUAACAUACACUCUAGUACUCAUUUUCAUAUGCAAGGCUUACGUCAAAAGUCCAACACGUCUAGCACCCGCACCACGGUCACCUUCCGCAGCAGCAACACGCAGCGCACCUCUGCACCCAGUAUCCAAUAUGGCCGCGUCAACAGAAACUCACUACGAGAUGCACACUGGAAAGACAAAGGAAAAGCGCAGUUUAUAUAAUCUCGUCGCCUGUAUUCGUUUUUUAUGUUGCAUUUUGGAAAUGUUUGAAAGGGAAAGUCAAGGAAAACGUUCCUGGUCAUAAAUCAGGACAUUCUCAUUAAAAGCCAGGUUAAAAGUACUCUAAACCGACAAUCUUGUAACUUGUAUGAAAUAAUUGAUGAGAAUGGAAGUAGCAAAACAGAAAUGCAAGGAUGGUAGCGAUGGAAUGGAAGAGCGACGUGAAAGACUAGUGGAUAUGACCUCUAUUUUCAAUUCGAAGGUUCGAAUCCGUUCCGGGGCACGCAUUUUAAGAAGUAUAUUAAGAAAAAAACAUCGUGAGGAAACCUGCGUACCUGAGAAUUUUCUCAAUUCUGCAUUGGGCCAGCGUGGUGGACUAAGGCCUUGAGAGACUCGUGGUCAUUAGUGAGCCGAUUAUGGCUUGUUGAUGUUGUUGUAGCAAUGGAAGGACGUGACGUGCUUACCCCUACGGAAAUUAUAUGUUUGUAUGAAUGUAUUAUCUAAACUUGACUUUAUUACAUAAAUAGAAAGAGGUGUGUCGCUUUUGAAUAUUUAGGAGGUAUAGGUAAAUUCAUGUAAGUGGUAUUUCAUAUUAAGAAUGUUGACGAUGUUCCGGUACGAUGUCGUGUAGAAACCAAAAGGGGUGUGGAUUUUCAUCCUCCACUUAACAAGUUAGCCCGCUUCCAACUUAGAUUGCAUCGUCACUUACCAUCAGGUGAGAUUGCAGUCAAGGGCUAACUUGUAAAGAAUAAAAAAAAAAAAAAAAAAGACCAUGUAACGCCAUCAUCUCGGAAAGGUUUGAGGCAACCUUAAAUUUAAAAAAUUAAGAAACGAAAAAAAAAAUUAUAUUUAAAACGAUUAACGAGGUAGCAUUUCAAAUAAAAUGAAAAUACUUAGAAAGCCUCGUAACUUUAUAGUUAACAUUUGAGUUAAUGCAGCCUAGUGCUACCCAUUGGCAUAUCUGUUUAUCAUCACACGCCAGAUAUCACAGGCAGGGGCUGUGCCCUAGCUCUAUUUCUCUACCCAUGCAGAUGUAAGUGAUUUGUCAGAGAUGACUGCUCUUAGACUUCAUAAGAGCGAUGUCUUAUUAGCGCGUCACGUUACGUUGCGACGUCGCAGCGUCGGCGCUGGGUCGUUUUUCAUAUAUUUUAAAUGACAUACCAAACUAAAGCAAUUGCAUCAUCGCAGUGACGUUUCAACAGAGCUAAAGCUCGAUGUUGUAAAGGACAGUUUUCACUUGUUUCGGUCCAUUGUUAAGACUUACUACUUUGCGCGUGCGUUUUUCUUUUGCACUGCAAUGCCGGUAAGCCAUGCAAUGCGUUGAUUCGUUGCAACCGCGCAACGUAUGCACUAAUGAGGCAUCUCCUUUACGAGCUGCGGUCACCAGAAAUAAGGAUAAAAAAAUCUGCUGUAAAACGAUUUAUUUUUGAGAUUUAAAAAUAAUAUUCCCAAUGUGUAUAGUAACUUAUCUAUAUUAUUAAGACUAGCUAAGUGAGAAUGUUUACCAAAGAAAUCAAAACAAUUUUAUAUUGAUGUUUUAAAGGAAAAUCUUUGAUUAAUUUUAUAUUAAGGCACAGAAUACCUACUUGUUAGUACAAAAUAGAUAAUGUUUUUCUUUGAAUUAUAUUUUAACCAUCUAAUAAGCCCUUUUUAUCGUUACCCAUGAAAAAUAAAUCAAAUUAUUGAGAGAAAUUGUUCUAUUAUAUUAAUUGAAUUUCUAUUUAUAUAUGUAUACUCUAUUGAAACCUAUGAGAUUUUAUUGUAAAGUAGUUAAUUAGUUAUGAACUUUUAUUUAUUAAUUCAAUUAUAAGUAAUUGUAACUCACUUAUUGUAAAAAAUGUAAAUAUACCUAUUGAAUAGUAUCACAAUCAUCAACAUCUUCGUACAUUUAUUAAAAAAAAAAUAUUUACUGUUAGAAUGUAUAGUUAAAAUUUUGGAAGCUAAAUCAAAUCUACAAGCGUCAUCGCUGUAAAAACACCAAUGAAAACAUUAAUGGAUCUAGUCAGAACAUUGUAAUAUCUUAUUAUUAAAUUAUUAAAUAAAUUUAAAAUUA